AUGAGUGCUGCCAACGUAGAUACCCAUCCAGAUACCAACAACACCAAUCCCAAUAAUAAUAAUAAUAAUAAUAAUAAUAAUAAUAAUAAUAAUAAUAAUAAUAAUAAUAAAGAUAAUAAAGAUAAUAAAGAUAAAGAUAAUAAUAAUAAUAUCGCUGCGGAGGGUUUAUUAAACCGCAUCUUCACACCCAGCUGUGCCAAGUGCGGUGUUGUCUAUCCCACGCCGUAUAUAAAACUGCCGCCCAGGCGCUGGGAAUGUCUCUCGAAGGGCUGCGGCGGUAAACUCUGGCAACCCGAUGAGAGUUCACAUGUCUGUGAUGUCUGCGGAACUGCCGUGGGCCGAUUUACUCGCCAUCACUGUAGACGAUGUGGAUAUCUCACCUGUGCGGCUUGUCUCACCUUCACGACUGUUUUCCCUGCGUGGUCGUUAACAGAGAAACAGCGGGUUUGUUGUCGCUGUGGUGUGCCGACGGUGCCGGUGCGUAUUUCCGGUUGGUUGUUAAAACUUGGACAACGAUCGGUGUUCUUUGGGGAAAAGAUGCAGGCACGUUUCUUUGAAUUGCGUGGGACUCUCUUAUUGUUUGGAAAGAAACAGCAAGAGAUGGAAGAGAGCAUGCGAAGAAGAAGAAGAAAAGGAGAAAAACAAGAAGAGGGAGAAUUGGAGGAUGGAGAUAAUAUCUCUAACUCCAGUCAUACCCCUUUCAAUGCUACCACCUCUUCUUCUACUAAUAUGGAUAAUAAUAAUACUACUAUUAAUACGGAUCUCAAUAACAAUAACAACAAUAUCAAUAUCAAUAGUAGUAGUAGUCCUAGUAGUCCUAUAAUGAUAGAAACAGAAAAUAAACAUCGUCUUCUUCACCGAGAGGCCAACACUGCCGCUGCAGUUCCUCAUUCCACUUUAAGAGGAUUUAUAGACAUCACUGGAGCUAAAGUGAUGGAUGUGGCCAUUCACCCAAAUGCGUUUUGUAUUGUUGGUCCACGUCUCGCCCGCGGCCACGUCUUCUCCGCCCCAACACUCGCAGAAAAGACAAGAUGGGUGGAGGCCAUUAAAGAACAAGUCGCACAG
Molecule: messenger RNA, 1065 nt
Organism: Trypanosoma theileri
Lineage: Eukaryota; Euglenozoa; Kinetoplastea; Trypanosomatida; Trypanosomatidae
Product: rac serine-threonine kinase
Exons: 1
Biological process (GO): ubiquitin-dependent protein catabolic process; mRNA processing; protein ubiquitination
Cellular component (GO): nucleus
Molecular function (GO): metal ion binding; ubiquitin protein ligase activity
Source: RefSeq, a predicted model, not a curated record